GACAAGCCGUUAUGCACGAGGCAUGUUGUAGAAGAUCAUCGGGAAUUGUUCAUCUUUUCUUCCUGCAAAGUAAAAUGCCUACAGUAACCUUCCCGAUGCUGAUUGAUGUGACGACGACCACUGUCUUUGCCUCUUCUUCUGCGACACCAACCUCAUCCAAUAAAAGUAGCACAUCUUCUGUUCCUGUCGCUGCAAUCGCAGGAGGAGUUACUGGUGGGGCGGUGUUGGCUGUGGCAAUUGUCAUUGCUUGGAUAGUAUGGGGGCGAUCGAUAAAACGUCAAAAGGUGAAGCAGCAGCGGGAAGCCGUGAGUUUGAUACAAUGUUCAACUACGAUGAAAUGGCUCAGGAAAGGUCUUGCAGGACGAAUUACGAAUUACGAAACAUAACACGAUGAAAAAUGCCUCCACUUUUUCGAAACCCAGAAAUUACUCUUACAGACCACUGUUUUGGCCACCUUCCGACACACAAGUCAAAUUUGCGGAUGAAUCUGAGAAGAAGUCUACUGCAGCUGCAAAUCCGACUCACAAAACCCCUUCGCGGCCGAAACCACUGACUCCCCAUGUUUCAUUUACCCCCAAGACCAGGACGACUACCUCAGCUGAGCCUGUGCUUGCCCCGCAGCACAAAACAGUAAGGCCUCCAUCCCCAGCUCUGGUUACAAACCAAGCCCCCAUCCCUGACUCUGAAUAUCCCGUGCUACGCUCUCAGUCAUCAAUCUUUUCACUAAUGGCGGCGUUGGGAGCAAGCGCACAUCGCUUGUCUUCGACCUCCAGCUGGUCGCGGCUUACAGGAAAUCGGAUAUCUCAGGCUACAUCGGGUUCUUCAUACUCCCAGCCCAGUAAUCAGUCUACAGCGUCGGUUGGGAGAGCGUAUUAAAUCAAACAAUGCUGACUGUGAACGUUUUCGUACAAUGGACAUUGAUAUUCGUGAACUUCACUAGUUUAGCGAUAUAAAC
Molecule: messenger RNA, 955 nt
Organism: Lentinula edodes (shiitake mushroom)
Lineage: Eukaryota; Fungi; Basidiomycota; Agaricomycetes; Agaricales; Omphalotaceae
Exons: 1
Coding region: 391-876 (161 amino acids)
Source: RefSeq, a predicted model, not a curated record